Messenger RNA from Vitrella brassicaformis, 4222 nucleotides. Lineage: Eukaryota; Vitrellaceae. The record is from the annotation of a GenBank genome assembly.
CACUACAGAGCGCAGCAGUACGCCAGUCCACGGCACAGGCUUUCUGACGGACCGUGCGGAGAAGCGUAGACCACACUGCCUCGACACUUGUCUCAAGCCACGUCUCCACUCCGUAACGCCUCGGAGGCUCUGUCCGCCUCGAUGUGGUGAUGCGACGAGCGCCAGGAGGGCAAAGUGUGAGGGGCCCUAGCCUCCCGUGCUCCAGCACUCCGAGCCACGCAGCCAAUGGCAUGUGCUUCUUCGUCUCCCCUGACCAUUCCGGGCCUUCCCCUCUCCGCCACCCUCCGCCCUUCUACCCGCCACCUGCGAACCCGCACCGGGCAGUCGUCCUUGCACAGGGCCCUGCCGGGAUGGUGCGCGGCAUUCCACCGCCGUACCCGCAGCCUUUCCCUCCUGGCCUGCCUCCACCAUUUGUGGCCUGCCUGCCUGGAUUUGGGCGCUCAGUGAGCCGUGACGUCUUCACAAGGGCCCACAAGUUGUCGCAUGGGUGAGGCAGGAAGAAGACUAGCAUCGGGUGUGAUGAAGCAAUGGCAGGGUUGUAACUUCAGGGCUGCGCGUGAGGACCCUUCGUUGCCCAGCGUGCCUCGCGGCGGCAGCAAGGAGGACAUAUCAGCGUUCCACCCGGGGAAGGGCAAGAAGGAACGGAAGAACAAGGCAGUGGCAAAGAAGAAGACCACCAGGAAGAAAGGUCAGAGAGACCCAGUGUGCGAGACCACACGAAAAGAGAUAAUAUCUAUUCUUUGCCUGUCUCGUUUCGAUUUCUGUCUAUCUGGCAGUGCUCCCCGAUGCAGAGCCACAUGCUCGUCGCGCAGGAGCACAGCAUCGAGAACCAACGCCUCAAACAAGGGACAGACGUCCUCCUCAGCCCAAGAGACCCGCCGAGACACCUGCAGUGGCUCCUGCAGCGCCCCGACCCCGGCACAAGUCCCCGCCGCCCGUCGUGAGCAAGGCGCCACCAAUUGUCACUCCUCUGAGGGACGUCAGGCCUCCCCGACCGGUGACAGUUGAGCCGGCAGGGCCAAAUGUACCUCUUCCGCCCAGGCCGAGCAUCCCUCCACCUGCCGUAUGCCCGGCUCCCAUGUUUCUGCCAACAGACAGAGACGUUCGGCGGCCUGCUCGUGAAGCCAACCAAGUAGCGUCGUCGCUGAUGGCCCACCUGUCGACCCGUGACACCUUCUCGGAUGUGUUGUCUCCCCGUGACGCCAUUGGAGUGCAGAACCACCCUAUGCCCAAGCCACAGCUCUUCUUUCCCUCGCACACGUGUAUUGGGGCACCGGCUGGCUAUUCUGACUCUCCUGUGCGGCGGACGUGGGAGGACAGCCGAGGAGACGCGGGCAGACUGGUGCUAUCGUCACCACACGGAGAGCUGGAAGGCGGGCCUUCCAGGUUUGCGGCUGUUGCUGAUCAGGAGCUGCUGGAUUCCCCCACGGCCCCGUCGGACAUUUCCUUCAAGACAUAUGUGCUGCGGUUCCCUGACCCCAAGCCAGACUCAGACAAGAAGGAUGAUGCUGACACCAAAGAGGGCAAGAUGCGUCAGUAUGCCCAGGCGGCCAUGACACCACAGUCCUUUUCAGCGCUGUCGCUCACCACACCGCCGUGUCUCACGCCCGGCACGCUCCAACGGGAAGAGCGAGUCGCACUGGGGGGGAGAGAAGGAGCUAGAGCGGGUGCGGGUGCCAAGGCGUCCAUCAGUCGAGAAGACCCAGCACAUUCCCAGGCCAAGCAGGCGGCGGCUCAUCGGCAAAGCAUGGACUCGCCACAGGGAGGCAAGAAGCCCGCAGUGAUCCCUCCCACUGCUGCAGCGGGUAGAGACCGCACAGCGAGCCGCAGCCACAGCAGGGACGCCAGUAGGGGAAGGAGCCGUGAAGAUCCCAGCGUCAAGGUUCGUGCCAAGUCACAGGAGCCGCCCCAGCAGAGACGGCACACACUCGAUGCCAACCAGGCCUGGCGAGCAAUGCUGCGAUCGGACGGGGCAAACGCCACUCCUGUCAAGACAGACACCAUCAAUCGUCGCAGCAGCACGUCGCCCGUUGGCCCUCGAUCGGGCGCCAGGAGCCGUAGCAAUUCGGCAUCGAAACGACCUUCUCAUGUGGCCCGCCCUGGUGUCUAUACCGUCGUGCCACAGCUGAGGAGGAAGAAAGCUCCCAAGGGAGGAGGAAGGAGUGCAGCGAAUCGCCGUGCGUCGGUCGAUGAAGGCGAACAGCCGAUCCCGCACGGCGCCGCCUAUGAGAGCGACGCUGAGACAUGUGGGCAGAAGAGUGAGGAGAUCGCGCCGCCUCCUGGGGAAGAAGGAUCCAUCAACCCCCUGCAGGUCGGUAGCAGCAAGACAAGGAGACACAUCCACCUGCAAGUUAUUGUCUGGCUCUCUUUCGUGUUGCAGCACUCACCGGGGCUUCGCAGCACGAGUCCCUCGCGCCCUUUGCCAGGCCCAUCAGGCCCCUCAGCGCCGCCCCGGGACAGGCCUCCUCUCCCCCAGCCGUCCCCAUACUCGCCUGACAGCAGUAUCAGCAGCUACAGCAGGGCCAGGCCAACCGACGCAAUGACGGUGACACUCGCGGCAUCGAAGCUGGAUUCCCAGACAAAUGCGCCACGGAGGGGCCGGGGACCAGUAGUGCCGCCCCUGCCACUGGAGACCCUCAACAGCAAGGGUGGCGAUCCCGAGGCAAAGCCGACUCUGCAGCCCAUCAAGAAACAAGAGGCCUCACAACAGGCGAAGCGACCGCCGCCUGCCCACAAUCGCCCCUAUCUGCUCAAGAUGACCACAGAAGAGCUGCGGGAGCGCGUACGGCUGGCCACUGAGCUCGGCGAGACCCUCGACUACAAGAGCAAACCUCUGGAAAGGCUGGCCAACAGCAGCCUCCGAUCCAGCCCACAGCUCCCAUCUUCUCCGGCCAACCACCCUUCGAAGCGACCCCCCGUCAUGGGCGUUAUGCGUCAGGAGAGCCCGGCUCCGCUCAAGAAGACGGCAUUUCUGUGCGGCAGGGCGCCCGCCUCGUCCCUCAAUCGGACAGAGCGGAGCCUGACGCCCACACCGAAGAAAAGGGACGGCCGCUCGUCGCGCCGAAGCAUGCGCGAGGAGGCGGGCAGCGCCCGGCAUCAGGAGGCUGGAGACAAAGGCGGUGUUCGAAGCAGCAGUGUCAAGGAGAUGGCAGGAGAGCCGAAAGUCCUUGACCAGGGCACUCGGACAAGUCUUGUAAAGAAGCCGCCACCCCUGCCGCCAUCGGCAAAGCGUGCUGCUGCGCAGCUUGCUACAGAUGGUGCAAAUCAGGGACCUUCUCGAGACACAGACCUACGACAAGAUCGUGGGGGAAAUGAAGGCGUCUCUGGGCCACCGUCAGUUGGGGGAGGUGAGCAGCCGACCGUUCCUGUGCCUAUCUAUUGCCUCAACAAGGCCGCCCCCCGGUCUUACGCAGACAGCCAGUGUGAGGAGAAUCUACGCGCCCGGGACUCCCGCAAUCCCUAUGGGCUGCCUGCUUCUCCCACGGCCUUCUCGCUGACCAGCUCCCCACUGGCAGAGAUGAGACAGAUCCCGCAGGCGUCGCCGCUACUCAUGGCACCCACAGACGACACGUCUGGCGACGGUCAAACGGAGGCCGGCCCUUCCGCAGAGUGUCUCCACCAGCAGCAGCAGCAGCACUAUGCCGCGGCAGCCGAGCAGAUGACGGACGAUGGCCCAUUGCAGGGCUGCUAUGCUGGCAGCAACGUGGACACAAGCUUUGCUAGCAUCCCCUCGCCGUAUGAUGGCUCUGCUAUUUCCGCCCAUGGGGGAGGGGCAGAAAUGUUCCGCCCGUCAGGUCUGCUUGGCCAGCCUCUGGUGACCGUGCACGAGUCAGAAGAGGCAGAAGACGGAGCGCAUGACAUCCCCAGGGACAACACCGAGACGCCGGAGAGGAGUCUGCGUCAGGGGGAGCAACUUGAGGGCGAGCAGGCAGAGGAGAUGCUGCCCCUUUCAGUGAGCCCUGACUUGUCCAGCUGCAGCAGUGGCAGCCCGGCGUUGCAGAGAGACAGCGGUGUAGUGUCUGUCAAUCGCCUGAGGUACGAAAGACUGCGCAGCGCAUUCUUGUCUCGACAGGCACAAUGCUGCAGCACCGACGGGGAAUGAAUGUUGAGACAGACAAGACGGGAAGGGAAGACGGAUUCUCUGUGUGUGUGGGUGGGUGGGUGGAUGUGCACCGAGACCCAGACACCGAGAAUGCUUCCCAUACUUACCGACACCUUCACA